AUGACUGACAACUCUAAGAGUGGCGGUCUUUCUGCGUCGCAUACCUCCGAUGCUCAUGUGCCGAUACAAGUAGAGGCCGAAUCCGACGAUGCAGCAAGUGAUUCAUAUUCCAACUAUUCAGAGGCGGAAUCAGAAACUACGAGUUUGCGAUCCUCAAUCUUCGAAUAUACUUACGAAAAUGGCCGGCGAUAUCACGCCUAUCGAGCCGGGCAAUAUCUCCUCCCCAAUGACGAGAUGGAGCAAGACCGACUGGACAUGACACACCACGUUUUCAGAUUAACGCUGGACGGAGAGCUCUGUAUAACAAAGCUUGACCAACCCCAUGAAAUUCUGGACAUCGGGACAGGAACAGGCAUGUGGGCGAUAGAGAUGGGGGAUCUGUAUCCGUCAGCAGAAGUUAUAGGAACGGAUCUGAGUCCCAUUCAAGUGGAGUGGGUUCCCCCAAAUGUCCAGUUCGAAAUAGACGACGCCACUUUGGAGUGGACAUUCCCUUUGAACCACUUCGACUUCAUUCACGCAAGGACUCUCGCAGGCGCAAUUAGAGAUUGGCCGGCGCUCAUCGCGCAAUGCUUCAGACAUGUCAAACCAGGUGGCAAGGUCGAAAUAUCGGAAGGGCGUGCCGACUUUUUCUGCGAUGACGGCUCAUUGACUGAAGAUACGGCUACAUACAGAUGGCUCACGGAAUUCAGGCGACUUGCCGCACCACUUGGCUUUGAUAUCGCACCACAUUUACCAAAUAUGUUGAAAGAUGCUGGUUUUGCCGACGUUGCGUAUACCCAAAAGAUCGUACCGCUCGGGACAUGGCCCAAAGACCCUGCUUUGAAAGAACUUGGUCGUUGGUUCCGACUGCAAUUUCUCGACAUGGCCCUCGAGUCAUAUAGUCUUGCCUUGUUUACCCGCAUGGGAGGAUGGACAAAUGAAGAAGCACAGGUUUUGUUUGCCAUGGUCAGAAAUGAGCUGAAAACCAACAGAAUUCAUGUUUACACAUACACGGCUUUUAUCACUGGGACAAAGCCUACAGAUGGAUGA
Molecule: messenger RNA, 1029 nt
Organism: Pochonia chlamydosporia 170
Lineage: Eukaryota; Fungi; Ascomycota; Sordariomycetes; Hypocreales; Clavicipitaceae
Product: tam domain methyltransferase
Exons: 5
Coding region: 1-1029 (342 amino acids)
Molecular function (GO): methyltransferase activity
Source: RefSeq, a predicted model, not a curated record